AACGAUCUGUCAUCUGUCACACAUUCAAAUCAUAACCUGCUUGUAAAUGUCAACAUUGUAAUCUUGUAGGUAUAUUACAUAUCAACAUUGAAGAAAUGGCAAAUGAUAGAGAAAUUCUUCGAGAAAUUUGGGAAGGAAAAUUGCCCGUCUGCUUCCGCUUGGACAGUGACGAAGUAGCGGACUUUAGAGAACCAGAUCUUUUUUAUUUAAUGGUACCUAGAGUCAGCUACUUUCCCCUGGUAACGGAUAAAGUGAGGAAGCAUUUUUUAAAAUACAUAGUCACAGAAAAGCAAGAGCAAGAACUGUGGCUUGAAUACAACGGACAGCCCUUAAAGUGGCAUUAUCCUAUAGGGGUUUUGUACGAUUUAUUACACGAACCCGAAGAUUUGUUACCUUGGAACUUAACAGUGCACUUUGAUAAGUUUCCAGACACGGAAAUUUAUAAAUUCAGCAAUAAGGAAACCGUGGAGUCAUAUUUCAUGUCUUGUCUGAAAGAAGCGGAUGUGCUGAAACACAGGGGACAAAUAGUGAGUAGCAUGCAAAAGAAGGACCACAAUCAGCUCUGGCUGGGUUUACAAAAUGAUAAAUUCGAUCAGUUUUGGGCCGUGAACAGGAAAUUGAUGGAAUCUUCUGCCGAUCAUGAACAAUUUAAGUACAUUCCUUUUAGAUGUUACCUAGAGGAUGGCUACAGGCAAAAAUUGGUGAAACCUUUGAACGACGAUGGUAAGAAAAAGACGCUCCAGGAUUUGCUGACCGAAAUGUUUCCCAGUAGAAGUACCGUAAAAGUAAAAACUCAUGGUCUGGUACCGCCCCUGGAGACACCCCUUCAGUGGAUGUCGGAACAUCUCAGCUACCCCGACAACUUUCUCCAUCUGUGCGUACAAUAAAAUACGAAUUGACGCUAGCUUUCCUAUAAUUAAGCCUUUCGUUUGAUCCGUGUUCGUCAAAAUGCCGUUUCAAACAGCAGAAACUCUCUACAUGACCGUGUUAUGUUAAGUUCAGUCAAAUAAGGGGAUCGAGAGAGUCAUACGUUCGAGACCCGCAAAGUAUAGGGUUGCGAGAGGCGGUGUAUUUAAUAUUAGUUAACGUGUAACCGACUGUUUGCAUUUAAGCUGUAAUAGCUCGUUUAGUAGCUGCUUUGGAGCCCUAAGUUUGUGAUUCGUUUAUAAGUAUGUAAAAGUUUUGCGAUGCCAUCUAUCAGAAUUUACCGAAACGUUGCUUUUCAUUUGUUUUAAAUGUGUUCUCUUGCCACGAUUCCAGGAUUUAAGAGGGCUCGAUAGCAAAUAGACAACC
Messenger RNA from Anoplophora glabripennis (Asian longhorned beetle), 1293 nucleotides. It is a transcript of the gene Atg5, whose product is annotated as autophagy protein 5. The record is from RefSeq and is a predicted model, not a curated record. Bases 96 to 887 code for a protein of 263 amino acids. Gene Ontology annotation, biological process: autophagosome assembly; nucleophagy; cellular response to nitrogen starvation. The transcript is spliced from 4 exons. Gene Ontology annotation, cellular component: cytoplasm; Atg12-Atg5-Atg16 complex; phagophore assembly site membrane. NCBI's taxonomy places the organism in Eukaryota, Metazoa, Arthropoda, Insecta, Coleoptera, Cerambycidae.